Messenger RNA from Pistacia vera, 932 nucleotides. RefSeq lists its product as uncharacterized. The coding region runs from base 134 to 775 and encodes 213 amino acids. The transcript is spliced from 3 exons. The record is from RefSeq and is a predicted model, not a curated record. NCBI's taxonomy places the organism in Eukaryota, Viridiplantae, Streptophyta, Magnoliopsida, Sapindales, Anacardiaceae. Gene Ontology annotation, biological process: thylakoid membrane organization. Gene Ontology annotation, cellular component: chloroplast thylakoid membrane.
GGAAGAAAAUAAAAAAAUAUUGGACCGAACCCAGACGGCCAGACCCGUUUGUUUCCGAAGAAUCAAUCUGACGAUUGAUGAAAAUUACAGGUGAGAUACGAAACCCAACAGCCACAACACAGAGAGGAAAAACAUGAACACAUUGGUUUCAGCUUCUUCGCCCACUUCAAUUUUCUGUUCGUAUAUUCAAUCUAAACCCCAACAAAACGGCUGUUUGAGCAAUCCAUUCAACUCAGUCACUGUCACUUCUCGUACCCUACCAUGUUCCUCAGAUCUUAAACUUAAAGGUCUUAGCUUUGGUGGAGCAAGACCAACUCAAAGACUCACACUACAAUGUAAUAGCAGCACCAAACCUAGCCCUCCUGGUUCCGGUGAUGGUGACAGCAGGAAUAUAUUGGAUGCAUUUUUCCUGGGGAAGGCUGUAGCAGAAGCCGUUAACGAGCGAGUUGAGUCAGCAGUUGGUGAGUUUUUUAGUACAAUUGGUAGGUUGCAAGCUGAGCAACAAAAGCAAGUCCAGGAAUUUCAGGAAGAUGUAUUUGAAAGAGCCAAAAAAGCAAAGGAGAAAGCUGCACGUGAAGCCAUGGAGGCACGAGGACAUGUCCCCAAGUCCAGUACAGAAAACACAACAUCAGUCACUCUUGGUUCUACUUCAACAGCUUCACCUGUAAAUGCGAGCAGCGUAACUCCCGCAAGUCCAUCCUCAUCGAAUGAUCCAAUCACCCCCACCUAUGAGUCAGAUCCAAAUCCUGCUGAGCAGGUGUCAGAUGAGGACUAGGCAUUUAUAACCAUGUCUUAGUGGGUGCCUGAAAAGCUUUAUGUCAGACACCGAUCUGUAUUAUGGUAUAAACCACAUCUUCCAAAGUGACAGUUAGUGUUGGUUCUUAUAGCAUAUAGUCCAUUGAAUCAUGAAUAAGAUCGGUUCUUUUUACCUA